GCGUAGCAUGUCCCCUUGGCCCGGUCCGUGCAUUCGCCGGCGCCGAUUAUCCGAGUCUUCCCGAGCUCAAAAAAAUGCAAAGGAGGCAUUAUUUUCCCCCCCCAGCUCCGCCGCGGGACCAAAAGGAAAAAAAAAAGUCACUCAAAACACCAAAAGCUUUCCCUUUCUUUCUCCUUCCUCACUCCACCACCUGUUAAUCUCCCCUCAGUCUUUUUCGUCUGAUCCCAUAACCCGUCAUUCACAAUGGCUGCCUCUACCGGUUCCGCAAAGGUCGACGCCGUCGUCCAGAACAUCAAGGCUGAGACCCCCGAGAAGAAGUCUGGUCUUGCUCUUUACUCCCGAUUCGCCCUUGCCGGUGCUGUCUGCUGUUCCGUCACCCACGGUGGUCUCACUCCCGUCGAUGUCGUCAAGACCCGUAUCCAGCUCGACCCCGCUACCUACAACCGCGGUCUCGUCGGUGGUUUCCGCCAGGUUGUCCAGAAUGAGGGUGCUGGUGCUCUCCUCACUGGUGUCGGCCCUACCUUCGCCGGUUACUUCCUCCAGGGUGCUCUGAAGUUCGGUGGUUACGAGUUCUUCAAGCAGCAGUGGAUUGACGCUCUCGGCUACGAGACCGCCUCCAAGAACCGAACUGCUGUCUACCUUGCCUCUUCCGCCACCGCUGAGUUCUUCGCCGAUAUCGCUCUCUGCCCUCUUGAGGCCACCCGUAUCCGUCUCGUCUCUGAGCCCACCUACGCCAGCGGUCUCGUCUCUGGCUUCGGUAAGAUUGUCAAGAACGAGGGUGUCGGUGCUCUCUACGCCGGUUUCGGUCCCAUUCUCUUCAAGCAGAUUCCUUACACCAUGGCCAAGUUCGUCGUCUACGAGAAGGUCUCUGAGGCUGUCUUCCGCAAGUUCCCCAAGAAGGACCUCUCCGACGGUAUGCAGACCGUUGCCAACCUUGGCUCUGGUCUGAUUGCCGGUUUUGCCGCCGCCAUUGUCUCUCAGCCCGCCGACACCAUGCUUUCCAAGAUCAACAAGACCCAGGGUCUCCCCGGUGAGGGCACUGUCUCUCGUCUCAUCAAGAUCGGCAAGGAGCUCGGUCUCCGUGGCUCUUACUCCGGUAUCGGUGCCCGUCUCUUCAUGGUCGGUACCCUCACCGCCGGUCAGUUCGCCAUCUACGGUGAUCUCAAGAAGGCCAUGGGAGCCACAGGAGGUGUAGAGAUCGCUGCUUAAACGCGUUUAAACACAUUUCGAACGAUUCGGGGAGCGGGAGAGGUGAUAUGAGAAGUCUGGGGAGCGUGGCCCAAGUAUUGCCCAAGAGCUGGGCCUACUUGUAACAACAGCUGCUGUUAAUGCCAAACACAGCUUAGCAGGAGCUCAUGGAUGACGUCCAGAUUUGCUCUCGCUGUCUGGGAAACAAAAAAGUGAUCUUUUGGUGGAGGGGGGAUGCUCGUGUUAGACUCAUGUUUGCCUAUGAUACCUUUCCGCAUUAAUGGGCAGCAGACGGGUGGUACCCCGCCGAAGGGUUGUAUAAUAGUCUCUUUUUACGCUGAAAUCAUAGACUGGGAGUUUGUGGACUCUUAUAUCUA
This is a messenger RNA of Fusarium redolens, 1565 nucleotides long. RefSeq names its product mitochondrial carrier domain-containing protein. Gene Ontology annotation, cellular component: mitochondrial inner membrane. The transcript is spliced from 4 exons. The record is from RefSeq and is a predicted model, not a curated record. Lineage: Eukaryota; Fungi; Ascomycota; Sordariomycetes; Hypocreales; Nectriaceae. The coding region runs from base 244 to 1209 and encodes 321 amino acids. Gene Ontology annotation, molecular function: phosphate transmembrane transporter activity. Gene Ontology annotation, biological process: mitochondrial phosphate ion transmembrane transport.